AGUAGUCCAAGCGAGAGAUAACUAGAGCAUGUCUCUGGUGAGACAGUCAGUGGGCAGGGAGGGUCUCAGCCUGCGUACCAGGUGGAGCUGGUAGACAGCUGCCCUGCACACAGAAUUGACCUGUGCCUCCAUGGAGAGCUGCGAGUCCAAAAUGACUCCUGCACACCUGGUCCUUCAGGGGCACAGUUGCCCCAUUCAAGGAGACCAUACUCGGACCGGGACCUGUUUGCUUUCCGCUGGAGCAAAGGUCUCCCAGCACGUCAAUCAUUAACCCCAACCCCACAGGCUGCCUGUUUGCAAGGUAAACCCCAAAGGGAACGAGGCGCACCUCUGUUUUGCUCCUCCAGGUUGGGGGUGGAGGGAGGGAGGCACAUGGCAAAUUGAUUUCAUGUCGCUUCAUUUCCAAUAUUUAUAUGCCACCUAAUGGCAAAGAUUGUGUGGGUGGCUAACGAGUAAAAGUCAAAUACACGCGACGGAAAACAGAAAGCGAGAGCACAGAAUGAAGCCAGCCUCAGGGAGUGACGUCAGGGAAUGACACAAAACUUGCAUCUUCUUCCACUAACCCUGAAAAAUGCAGAAGAUGGUGGCUAUUGCUCAGUGUGGAAGGAAAAGCACUCCGGACAUGCUCAGGAGCAACAACAACAACAACAACAACAACAAUAAUAAUAAUAAUACUUUAUUAUUUGUACUCUGCCCAUUGACUGGGUUGCCCCAACUAUUCUAAGCGGCUUCCAGCAUAUAUAAAAACAUAGCAAAAUAUGAAACCUUCCCAAUUAUUGCUGCCUGUGUCCUUUUUUUCGGUGGUGGCGGCGCGUGUGCAAAGACUUCCUUUUGUAACGUAUAUAAAACAGAGAGAACAGAGAAAGCAACAGAUCUAAAGGCGAGAAACGAAAACUUUGAAGCAAGUCCCGUAGGAUGAGCCCGGCUGCACGUGGGCGAAAAGUCCAACAAAGGAUAUCAGCGGGAUCUGAUGAUGAUCGGGUCUCGUUCAAGGUUCGCCAGGCUGGCCCUGAAAGCGAUGCUUCUUCCGCUGUAUUCAGGAACGCCGGAUCAUACCCUCCUGGCUCCAUUCCGGGGGCGGCUGCCACGUGUCUCCCGAGACGGAUCCGCGCCACAUCCUGAGCUGGGCAGGUCCAGUCCCAUCCCGGCGGAGAUGUCAAAGCGCCCUUGCCAAAGCUCAGAGUCAGGCCCUAGGCAGGGGGCAGCCGGGUGUCCCUGCGUGGGACCCUGUCCCUGGAGACGGGGGCUGGGCAGAGGUCGCCGCCCCCUCCCCACCCGCGGCCUUCACCCUCCUCUCGUCCCCGACUGAUAAGGAAGCCUUAUCUCCCCACCUGAGCAGACAGCCCCGGUCAGGGUGCAAAGGGAGGCCGGGGAAGGACGCGGCCGCGGCAGGAGCGCCAGGGUGCCGGGCAUGGGGGCCACGGGGUGGACUCGCACCCGUCUCUGCCGCCUGGCCUGCACCGUGGGGGUCUUCUUUCUCCUCCUCCUCUGCUUCUCCAGCCUCCGCUUCCGUAAGUCGAGGGUCGGGGGUCGGGGGGGGGCGUGCUGUGGCCUUUCGCUUCUCCUGGAAUCUCCUUUUCCAACUCUCAGAUUCAUUCUGCAGCCAUUUGCAAUUGUUAUUUAAAGGGGGGGCGCAGACAAAAGCUUUCCUACUAAAACUGGGGCUCUUCCAGGCUGCCAGGGGUGAGGGAGGUCAAUAUUGCAAACGGGCCUCUGGGGAGCCCCCCACCCUAACAGGGGUCUCAUUUCCGACCUUCCGCUGUCCACCUGCAAUUGCUUUGUUCUGGGUUUGAGUCUUCACCUAACAAUUCUGUGUGUUUUCUCUGCCUCCCUGCCCCUGUGGGUCUCGCAUUGCCUGCUCUCGGUGCCGCAGCAGAGCUGCCGAACUCCACCUGCGUUUGGGGGGUCCGUCCGUGCCGCUGGUUUGGGGGGAUGCCGCUCAGCAAGGAGGAUGCAGAGAGGAAGGUGAGAACCCGGAACGCCCCCAACUCAGCUGCUCCCAGUUUUGGAAUGGAGUUCAGUGGGAAUUUGCUCAUGUUUUAAAAUCCAAAAAUGCCGAGAGUUUUGCAGUGCUUGGAUUUCCACUAAGCGUGCGAUGUAAUCUACUGGAGCAGUCAAGUACAACAUUACCUGUUGUGCUAGAGUGGACAUGCAGGGGAUGUUGGUCCAGCCAGUUGAACUUCCUGUUACACCUGGCUGGAGCAUCCUUCCUUUGCAUGUGACUAGUGGGUGGGCAUGCUCUGGUCCAGGGGGUCAUGAAGAGUCGGACAUGACUAAACGACUAAACAACAGCCAAGUAGGUGGGCGAGACCUUUCCAGACCUGGUAAAAGGUCAAGUCACUGAGCCACCUCCCUUCUUUUCCAUCCUGCCUGCUUUCUGGUUCACCUGGACUGCGCUGCUGGCUCUCAGCCACCAGUCCCUGGGGAAUCUCCCAUAGGGGGUGAACCUAUUUGUGCAUGUUUGUAACUUUAACCCUAAAACCUUCCUUCAGGGAUCAUCACACUGUGCUCUGCCUGAUUGUGAGCACAACUACUUUUUGUUACUUGUGAAUAGGACUGUGGUGUCUUUAUUCUUUUAGGAGGGAUUCAAGGGGUCUUAUCAGGAAUAAUAGAACAUGUCUCUAUCUGAGCAAGUCAGAUUGAAUUGCUGGUUGUCUUAAGAGAUUCUAAGGAGUCUGCAACCAGCUUCCUGCUGUGUGAUAGGGGAAUGCACUCUGCUAAGUGAAGCAACUUGCUAACGCGAGUUCGGAAAGAUAAUAUUAAUCGGUAUAUCCUCUCCUGUUACCCACAACAUUCCCACACCAGGAUCCAGCUGGAGAGACUCCUAGAACUGUAGAUGGCAGAGUUGUAAUGCAGGGAUCUUAACGGAAGCAAUUAAGCCUCCCUGCUUGCUAUUGGAGGUUUUUAAGCAAGCACUGGGUGGCCACCUGUAAGCGAUGCUUUAGCUGCAAUCCCUGCAUUGCAUGGGGUUGGACUAGAUGGCCCCUGGGGUCCCUUUCUAGAUUCUAAGUUGCCAGAGGCUAAAUUAUGCAGCUGUGUCCCCCCCAAAAAGUGAACACUUCUUUGUUACAUUUGGAGUGAUGAUUUGGGGGGUGGGGUGGGGGGAGCACGAGGGUCAGAGGGUUGCUUUUUCUGCCCCUAAGGCACCCCAGUCCCACCAGCUCACCCACCCCAGUGACUCUGCCCUUCUGCUCUGCUCACAGCCCCCUCCUUCCGCCUCGCCCCCUUCUGCCGCCACCGGGGCCGCCCUCCUCCUGCAGACCCCAUCCGAACCCCAGGACCUGGGUGAGGGCUUCCGAAUUGUGCGUCUGCAGAGGGCCUUCGCUGCCAGCCUCACGCCCAGUGGGCAAAUCCUCAUCCGGGAAUACCUCAGCGGCUGGAAAGAGCUGAUCAAGUGAGUAAGAGCUGCGUCCCCCCCCCCCCCAAAAAAAAGCCAAGGGGGGCUCCGUAGAAGCCACAUUUCCCAGGUGAGAGAUUCUGGCCCAGAUACUAAGCUCCUGGGACAGGCUUGGCAAAGGCAGGGAGGAGGUUUCCAGGUCCCACAGGAAACAGAAACAGAUGAAGCAGCAGCGCAGAAUCCUGGAGCUGGAAGGGAGUCAGGAACCGAGGAAUCCAGAUAGACUGGGCCUGGGCCUGGAGGUUCCUUAAGAGCACCAGAAGAGGCUGGCUGCUGGAUGAGGCCAAAAGGGGCCCGUCUAGCCCAGCACCCUCUUCUCAUAGGGGGCAGCCAGGUGUUCCAAAUGGGAAACCCACAAGCAGGACGUGAAGAAAAGAGCAGCCCUCUCCCCGCCUCUGGUUUCCAGCAAAUACUAUUCAGAAGCAUUGCCUGCCUCCAACUGCACAGGGCAGAGCGUGGCCAUUGUGACUAGGAGCCACCUGUUUGUUCCGUGCCUAGAAAGUAUGGGUUCAGGUAGUUUCCCCCUUGCCUUGCUCCUUUCCCAGGGAAAAGCUGCUCUUUAGUGCUAAAUCAGAACAAACAGCAAUCCACAGAAAAAAACAGAAUUGCUAUUUGCACCUACUGAGUUUUCCCUCUCUCUGUGUGUGGAGCCCUCAGUAAUAAACAGAGCGUUUCCCCAGGAAAAGCAGCAGGACAAACACACAAACCAACCCCUAUUGGACCCCUGACUAGAAGUCAUGGGGGAAAGGGAAGCGUGAGUAUUUACUUGCUUUUUCUCUCUAAACUAAAAACUCCCAAGUUUCACAACCUUUCUUCAUAGAGGAACCCCUUGAGCAUUUCAGUUGCUCUUUUCUGAACCUUUUCCAAAACUGCAAUAUCCCUUUUGAGAUGAGUCGACCAGAACUAGACACAGGUUAAGGUAAAGGGACCCCUGACCAUGAGGUCCAGUCGUGGCCGACUCUGGGGUUGCGGCACUCAUCUGGCUUUAUUGGCCAAGGGAGCUGGCUUACAGCUUCUGGGUCAUAUGGCCAGCAUGACUAAGCCACUUCUGGCGACCCAGAGCAGCGCAUGGAAACACUGUUUACCUUCCCGUCGGAGUGGUACCUAUUUAUCUACUUGCACUUUGACAUGCUUUCGAACUGCUAGGUUGGCAGGAGCAGGGACUGAGCAAUGGGAGCUCACCCCGUCGCGGGGAUUCGAACCGCCGACCUUCUGAUCGGCAAGUCCUAGGCUCUGUGGUUUAACCCACAGUGCCACCUGCAGUACUCCAAAUGUGGUCACACCACAGAUUUGUACAAUGGCAUUAUGACAUUGGCUGUUUUAUUCUCAGUCCCUUUCCUGUUUUCUUUUUUUGCCAAUUUUUAAAAAAUACUUUUCAUUUUUAACCACUGAGUGGUUCCUCAGUUCCUAAUGGCCCUGGCACCCUAGUUCGGUAUUAAGGCGUUAUGGUAUUGGCAGGCAGGAUAUUUUCGGGAGUAGAAAAGGCUACAGAGCGAACCCUCCACAAAUCCGAAGCGGAGUCCCUGAGGCAGUUGGGUGGCGCCUCGUCCGCCUCUUUCCUGCAACUCCUGCAGCCCAGCUGGUGCCCAACAUCUUACUCUGUUUUCCUUUGGACCACUUGAGCGAGGCGGAGGAGAGGGAGAUCUUGUCCUCCGGGCAGCCCAGGACCUCCAAACACUGCCCAGACUUGCGCCCCUGGGGAGGUCCCUUUGGUGCUGCAAAUGCAGCAAGAACAAUGCCAGAGGCAGCAGCAUCUCCACAGCAGGCGCUGCGAGCUCCCCCCCCCCCAAAGGCUCAGUCCUCCAUUGUCUCCCGAGACAAGCGGGUGGGAGCCCACAAUUUCCGCCGCUUCUUUCCUGUUAGACUCCGGCCCCUCUCUCCUUCCUCGCAGGUUCAUGGACUCGCUGGGCGCCGCCUUCGGCCUGAUCUCCGGCGAGACGCGCACCAAGAUCGCCAUCCUGCAGGAGAACCAGCGCGGCCCCCACGGAGCCCACUACCGCACCCUCCAGUCCAUGGUGCGCUUCGAGCUGGCCCGGGGGCUGGUGGGCUUCCAGUCCCUGCCGGCCGGCCGGCCCCCAUCCGGCUGCCGGACCUUCCUGCGCCUCCACCGGGCCUUGAAGUGGCUGGAGCUCUUUCUGCGCAAGCUGGGGACCAGCCCGGAGGACGCGGACCCUUCCCGCAUGUGCGCCGACGCCUACCAGGAAGCCCUGGCGCCCUACCACAGCUGGUGGGUGCGCCAGGCGGCCGCCCUGGCUUUCCUGGCCAUGCCCUCCCGCCGCGAACUCUACCACAUCCUGAGCGCCGGAGGGGGCGAGGAGGGCAAGGGCCCCCGCAGGCUCCUGGACACCGUCCGCAGCAUCGCCCACGUGUACAACGCCACCCAGGAGCUGUAUGCCGCGCACGGGAUGCUGGCGCUGCCCUGAGGCCUCGGCUGACGGCGCCGCCAGAGGAGGGGCCCCAAGGGGGGGGGCAACAGCAGCAGAGGGUCCCUUCCCUGGCAGCGCCUCUUGGGGCUUCUCUGCGGAGGGCACCCAGUCCCAGGGGGACCAAGGCUGGUAGCGCCAGGCGAGGCGACGCUGCAUUGCCAGGCUGACCCCCGGGGAUGCCUUCCGGCUCCAGGGUUCCCUGGGAGGUUUCGAGCAGAGCUUGGGGGGCCACCUGCCAGGAAUGCUUCAGCUGCGAUGCCUGCAUUGCAGGGGGUGGGAUUAGAUGGCCCCUGGGGGUCCCUCCUGACUCUGCUGCGUCAGGAUUAUUCGGUGGACGCCUGGGGGAGGGGGUUUGGCGGGAAGCGCCAGCAUCGCAGCCCCUGCUCAGUCCCCUAAUGCAGCUGUUGACCAGGGAGCAGAAUGAAGCCAAAACGUUUUUGUGAAGGGGACGAUCUUUGAGGGGGAAUUCGGUCUCGUGGCUCCCUCUGCUGGCUGCUCGGAGCUCUGCACCUGCAAGCUCCGCUUCCGCCGCCUAGAAGCCCAGGUUUUAGGGGCAAAUACGGAAGACUGAUAAAAAAUAAAAGUAUUCCUCACCUGUGGGCUCCAUCGUUGCUGAAUUUAAAGGUGCGAAAAAGGUAAAGGACCCCUGACAGUUAAGUCCAGUCGCAAAGACUCUGGGGUUGCAGCGCUCAUCUCACUUUACUGGCCGAGGGAGCUGGUCUUUGUCCGCAGUUAGUUUUUCCAGAUCAUGUGGCCAGCAUGACUGAGCCACUUCUGGUGAAACCAGAGCAGUGCACGGAAACGCCGUUUACCUUCCCGCCAGAGCGGCACCUAUUUAUCUUCAAACUGCUUCAAACUGCUAGGUUGGCAGGAGCUGGGACUGAGCAACGGGAGCUCACCCCAUCGCAGGGAUUCAAACUACCAACCUUCUGAUCAGCAAGCCCUAGGCUCAGUGGUUUAGACCACAGCACCACCUGCGUCCCUUCAUAAAGGUGCUAAAUAGGCUUAAAUGAGCCAGACAUACUCUGUGUGUGCACGUACACACACACACACACACACACACACACAGGGUGAGACUGGUGCCACUGCGUGAC
Molecule: messenger RNA, 6917 nt
Organism: Podarcis lilfordi (Lilford's wall lizard)
Lineage: Eukaryota; Metazoa; Chordata; Lepidosauria; Squamata; Lacertidae
Source: the annotation of a GenBank genome assembly